This is a messenger RNA of Aspergillus glaucus CBS 516.65, 1363 nucleotides long. RefSeq lists its product as uncharacterized. Gene Ontology annotation, molecular function: antiporter activity. The record is from RefSeq and is a predicted model, not a curated record. NCBI's taxonomy places the organism in Eukaryota, Fungi, Ascomycota, Eurotiomycetes, Eurotiales, Aspergillaceae. The transcript has 8 exons. Gene Ontology annotation, cellular component: Golgi apparatus; trans-Golgi network; endosome. The coding region runs from base 54 to 1064 and encodes 336 amino acids.
CUUCUUUACAACAUUCUCCUUCCAAUUGACUCUGUACGAGUAGUGUUAUCACCAUGGCCCCCCGUCGUUCGCAGGAUGCCGACCGCAAACUCGAGAGCGGACAGGCCAGCCAGUCCGCCAACACUGGUUUACAUCCUGCUGUUUACAUCGCUCUAUGGAUCGCGUUGAGUUCGAGUGUUAUUCUCUUCAACAAGUGGGUGCUUGCGACCGCCAAGUUCAAUUUCCCGCUAUUCCUGACAACAUGGCACAUGGGAUUCGCGACCUUCAUGACCCAGAUUCUGGCGCGGUUCACCGAUAAACUGGACUCGCGGCAUAAUGUUCCCAUGAACCCGCGGACUUACACUCGCGCCAUUGUGCCCAUCGGUCUCAUGUUCAGUUUGAGUCUUAUCUGCGGAAACCUGUCGUAUUUGUAUCUCUCUGUGUCUUUUAUUCAGAUGCUCAAGGCAACCAACGCCGUCGCGACUCUUGUGGCGACUUGGGCCUUUGGCAUUGCGCCCGCUAAUCUCCGCACGUUGGGCAAUGUGUUCGCAAUCGUGGUUGGUGUCGCGAUUGCAUCGUUUGGGGAGAUUAAGUUCGAUAUGUUUGGAUUCCUGGUCCAAGUCGGCGGUAUCAUCUUCGAGGCCCUCCGUCUCGUUAUGGUCCAGCGCCUCCUCAGCUCCGCCGAAUUCAAGAUGGACCCUCUGGUCUCGCUGUACUACUACGCGCCCGCAUGCGCCGUGACAAACGGCGUCGUCACCCUCUUCACUGAACUCCCGCGCAUGACCAUGGCUGAUAUCUACGGCUUGGGUAUGGGUACGUUGAUUGCUAACGCAAUGGUUGCGUUCUUGCUUAACGUCUCCGUCGUCCUUUUGAUCGGCAAAACCUCCGCCGUGGUCCUCACUAUGGCUGGUAUUCUUAAGGAUAUCCUCCUUGUUUUCGCAUCCAUGGCUAUCUUCCGUGACCCCGUUACCUUCCAGCAGUUUGUUGGGUACUCGAUUGCGCUUGGCGGAUUGGCGUACUACAAGCUCGGAGCUGAGAAGAUGGGUGCUCUUCUGCGGGAUCUGCGUGCGAGUUUGUGCGGGUAAGCAUUGAUUCGCGAACCCUGCCGGGAAGAAGAUUUUGGACUUUGGAGUGGGUUUGCUCCGUCCUCCGUGUUAUUUUCUCGGCAAGCGCCUGUAUUAGCGCUUAGGCUGUUUGUCUAGAAUUUUGGUAAGAUGUUGGUAUUGGUUGGGUGGUUUAGAUUACUUCAUGUAGAUAUGAGUGUGCAUCCAGCUGGCUGGGUAUACUGGAGGAAAGGAGCAGUGGUUUAUUCCCAUAUACCGUCUAAGCUUUAUUACAUUUUGGAUUAAUUACCAAAAGAUAGAAUGAAAAUUGUUCGUUAAGU